Messenger RNA from Coregonus sp. 'balchen', 4225 nucleotides. The record is from the annotation of a GenBank genome assembly. Lineage: Eukaryota; Metazoa; Chordata; Actinopteri; Salmoniformes; Salmonidae.
AUGCUUCAUAGCAUCUUUUUCCUAGGUAACAUACAUGUACCAACAUGCCCUCCGGAAAUUAUCUUGGGAGAGAAUGUGCUGAAGAUCGUGAAGACAAAGUUUCCGAAACCACUGGAGAGUUACAGCACGGAACUGCCUCGCCGGACACCCUUCUCCUGUCUACUAGAUAUGGUUAGUGUUUCUUAACUAAAGGUUCUUAAAAACGAAAUAAAGGGACUUACACUUCCAGCAGACCUACCACCCUGCAUCUCAUUGCUGGCUUGUCUCUGAAGAUAGGCAGGGUUGGGCCUGGUCGAUCCCUGCUGGAGGGCCAGUAGGGGGCACUCUUUUUGCUGGUGUAAUGGAGACCCAAAUGUCCCCGACUCUGUUGUCACUAAAGAUGUCCUGACACCUAUCACAAUAAUAUACGUUUUAACCCUGGUGUUCUGGUUAAAUUCCUAAACGAGUUAUACCAUCAUGACCACCUAAUCAUCCCAGCUUCCAAUUGUGUUACGAAACCACCUAUCCAGUCUGUCUGAAUGUGUGCAUUAACAUAAGAAGCAAGCAUAUCAGGGUUGGGCUCAAUUCAGAAGUUUGGAACUGACUCCCAUUCAACUCAUGAGUUGAAAUUCUAAUUAAAUUAGCCACACCCCACCAGAUGUAGAAUUUGAAUUUGAGUUUGAAUGACAGGAAGCAGAAUUUAAUUCAGUGCAAUUCAAAGGAAAUUCCACUCAGUCAUAGAACAUGAGAGUUUAUUUGGAUAGUCCAUCUGUAUAUGCUCUACAGAUGGUCAUACUAUGAACAAACAAUCUGUUGAUAAGCAACUGCUUGCUAAGGUUAGAGUUUGGUUUAGGGUAAGGGUUAAGGUUAAGGUUAAGGUUCAGGUAAGACGUUUAGGGUCAGGAUAAGGGUUAAGGUUAGGGAUAGGGUUAGUAGAUAGUUAGAUGAAAUGUUACUGAUAGUCUGUAGAGGAUCUACAGAUGGACUAUCCAAAUAAAGUGCUACCGAGAGUUUAAUUGAAUCUGACAGGUCACACUUCCAGAUACCAAAGAAUAUAUCACUUUUCUCUGGAAACAAUGUUGAUAUACUCUUUUAAUCUUAGUGCUUAGAAUAGCCAUAUUUCCACCAACCAUUUAAUUUGUUUGUUCUUUUUUAAGGCCUCCGGGUCAACUUGAGGGUCAAACUAAUGCAUUAUGGUAAAUGUGGUAUCUUCCCCGUAUUUAACAAAAUGUUAAUUAAUUAAAUAUAUUAACUUAGUAUAUUCGCAUACAGGUUUUGUUUUCCAUGAUCAUUCAUUUUAAGAGUUUGUACUGAAAAUCUAUAUUUUCAUCAAUAUUGUAUAUGCAUGUAUAUAAAUAUAUGUUGUAUGUUUUAUGUACAAUAUGUAUAUUUAUAUAGACUACACCUAAGAUAGAAUAGAAGAGGCAUUUGAAUUUCACUGAAAUCAAUUCUAUUUCCUUUCAUUCAAAUUUGAAAUGCAAUUCUGUAUCCUGUUUACUACUUAAAUUCAAAUUCAAUUCAAAUUUAAGAAUUAAAUUGGAAUUUGAGGCAUUCUCAAUUAAUUUCUGCAUUGAGCCCAACCCUGAUGCAUAUGCGAACCAGGGGCCUCAUUUAUGAACCGUGCGUAAAUCUCUCAUUAAAUUCUGGGUUUACGUGGACAUUCUAGGAUUUGCUUGAGCAACAAAUUAUUGGGAUUCAUCAAACUGUCACGAACAACAUACAGUAUAUGCAUGUCUUCAUUGAUAAAUCAGAGCCAUACUAUAUUGCUGCGCUUGUGAAUGAGUGUUACAACCCAGCCUGGGAAAACACCCUCCAUUCACCUUUUAUGUCAACAAAAACUGCCUCAUAUGCUGUAGAAAGCGCAAUGGCAAAGCUGAUCACAUUUAUGUAGUGGUGUGGGCAGAAUGCGUAAAUGUUUUGCAGUGACUUUAAACAGAAAAUGCAUGCCGCAAGUGCCAAACACUGGCCGUGCAUUCUUCAAGAUUGAUUGUCUAUUGAACAAUUUAAAAGUAAAUGCUGCCUACAGCCCACACUUCUAUUUAAAAUAUGAAUUGUUGUUCAAUAUUUUGUUUAUCAAUACAUGAUUGUGUUUCUAUCUCCUGCCUUGGUAUAGGCUCUGAGAUUGAAUAGCUAUGAAGUCACGUUCAUAUUGCACAGCAAUACUGUAAACUACUCAUACAGUCAAAUAUUUAAAAUAGGCUACCGGUCUAUUUACUUUCGAGCAUGGCUAUUGAAUGAGCAAUUGAUCAAUCGUAGCCUAAAAUUUGUUGUGUAGCGUUAAUAAACCAGUCAUGUCAGAAAAGGAGAGACAUGCAAUAUGAUUAUGAUCUAGGCCUAUAUAAUAAAUGUAAAAUCAAGAUAUUAGGUGACAUGCUGCUAUAUGAUCUCCUUACCAAUGGCAAAUGCAUCUUUUUUUAUCAUUAGUCCUAUGUUAUAAUGUUUUUAUUAGCCUACCAUUAUUGUAAUUCCUGUGCAUCAAACACCUCAAUUUCCCCCAAAAGAACAAUAUUUACUUGCAAUACAGUUCAUCAACCACUAGAAGUUGUGCAUACUCAUGGUCUGAGAUUUGAGUGGAGAUACGAACCAUUGCUGGAAAACUGGCGCACGCAAGGUUUACAGUGUUUUUUGUGCAUAUACACUUUUGAUAAAUGAGGCCCUAGGUGUUGGAUGCAUGUGUCUAGGAGACAGCAAACUUACUGGGUCCACGGAUAGCUCGGUCUUGACUCUCUUAGUCAGCCAGCCCAAGCAGUUUAGAGUCCAAAGUGGUGGUGAUAAUGAUAUAAACAAAAAGGAAACACAAAGGCAUGCUCAAACAGAAGUAUUUACACACAUAAAAUGUGACAAGGCUCGCAACUGAGAGCAAUCACUUGCUUAUCAGGCCUCAAUAGCAGAACCCAGAACCUGAACCAGUUGCUGCUGCCACCUCCCGAGUGGCGCAGUGGUCUAAGGCACUGCAUCGCAGUGCUAGCUGUGCCACUAGAGAUCCUGGUUCGAAUCCAGGCUCUGUCGUAGCCGGCUGUGACUGGGAGACCCAUGGGGCGGCGCACGAUUGGCCCAGCGUUGUCGAGGGUAGGGGAGGGAAUGGCCGGCAGGGAUGUAGCUCAGUUGGUAGAGCAUGGUGUUUGCAACGCCAGGGUUGUGGGUUCGUUUCCCACAGGGGGUAUGAAAAAUUAAAAAAAUUAUCUAUGCACUCACUAACUGUAAGUGUCUGCUAAAUGACUUAAAAAUAAAUAAAUAAAAAACCCUAGGGAUGGGGUGUGGAAGUAGUAGGUUGUGCUCUAUAUUGCAGACAUCGCAUCAACCAAUGGCUGUGUCACCUUAUCGAUUGUGCAGUGGGGCAUCAGAUUCAUUUACUAUAUGACGUGGUUAGCUGAUAUGUUAAAUACCUAUCCAGGCGUUGUGAGAUCUGGCAGGAGUCGGCAAUGUAUUAAGCUUUGAACUCUGCGGUAGUGUUCUGUUUUGCUAUGGCUUAACACUGAACUACCCCAAUUCCUGACAUUGGCUCAUUCAAUCUUUCUCAACUAUUCCCCAGAUUAUUGCUGUAGAUGAGAAUGAGUUCUCAUUUAACUGACUUGGUAAAAUACAGGUAAAAUAAAUAUGCUUAUUUCUCAUGUGCUCUUUACAACAGGGAUUUGUUUAGCUCUGUUUGAAAAUUGGUUCCAUACCAUAUGGAAUACUUCAACCAAGAGCAGUGACUUCUUAUACUUUAAUGUACUACACAUUAGAACUGGUCAAAGCAACUAAAGAGAGUAUUUUAAUUUUGAUUGUCAUAUGUUUGCAGGUUGUCACCCUGAAUGAAGAUGAAGGGGAUAUCAAAGACCAUCUGUCCAAUCUCAUCACAGAAUUGGGUUUGGAUGGUGAUUACAAAUUGAUCGCGUCAACAAUAUGCGUCUCCAACUACAUUGAAGACCAAGAUCGAGAGAGGGGCUAUUAUUAUGGGGCAUCUUUGUCCAGCACUGGGUUAGUGGCACGAAAACUCCUGAUUGCCUCAUCUUGUCUACACACAUGGCACCCUUAUGUGUCACUUGCUGUUAUGAAAAGAGAACCUGUAAAAUGUGAAACAGUCAGAUGCAGAGCUUUUAGUGUGGAUAGCAUCCAUACAGAAAAGCCACCUUGUAAAGCCUGCUGUAAGCUCUUAAAUCUCAAGCACGCAGGUCCUCCGACUGGCAACAACAUCUAUGGUAAUUGUGCUGAGGUGGAGAGCCUCAGCAAAUUACUCUGGAACACAGAAAGUCCCAGAAAUGAA